This is a messenger RNA of Necator americanus (New World hookworm), 1881 nucleotides long. RefSeq lists its product as uncharacterized. Gene Ontology annotation, molecular function: protein binding; protein phosphatase regulator activity. Gene Ontology annotation, biological process: protein dephosphorylation. The transcript has 18 exons. The coding region runs from base 1 to 1881 and encodes 626 amino acids. The record is from RefSeq and is a predicted model, not a curated record. Gene Ontology annotation, cellular component: protein phosphatase type 2A complex; cytoplasm. NCBI's taxonomy places the organism in Eukaryota, Metazoa, Nematoda, Chromadorea, Rhabditida, Ancylostomatidae.
AUGGCUACCGCAGUUUCACAGUCACCCAGCGAGUCGGACGAUUCGUUAUAUCCAAUUGCGGUUCUCAUUGAUGAACUUCGCAACGAGGAUGUACAUUUAAGACUCAACAGUAUCCGUAAACUCUCUACCAUUGCACUUGCUCUUGGCGUAGAGCGCACUCGAAACGAGUUGAUCCAGUUCCUCACAGACACGAUAUACGACGAGGACGAGGUAUUACUGAUUCUUGCUGAACAACUAGGGAAUUUUACUCCUUUGGUUGGUGGCCCUGAAUAUGUCCACUGCUUGCUUCCUCCUCUUGAAAAUCUAGCUACAGUAGAAGAAACAGUUGUAAGAGACAAAGCUGUGGAAAGUUUGCGAAAGCUCGCAGAUAAACUGAGCACACCUGCAUUGGAGGAGUACUUUAUCCCUAUGCUGAAGCGUUUAGCAACAGGAGAUUGGUUCACUUCCCGUACUUCCGCUUGUGGGCUUUUUAGCGUCGCCUAUCCUCGAGUCAGCCCUGCUGUAAAAGCAGAAUUGAGAGGUCUAUUUCGACAACUGUGUCGUGACGAUACCCCGAUGGUUCGUCGCGCAGCUGCAGCAAAAUUAGGAGAUUUUGCAAAGGUUUUCGAGAGGGAUUAUUUGGUUGAAGAGCUACAUGCUAUGUUUUGUGAUUUGGCUGUGGAUGAGCAGGAUUCUGUACGUCUUUUGGCCGUGGAGGGUUGUAUUGCGAUGGCCGGCUUGCUUUCUGAAGAAAGCCGACGAGACCUUGUUCGUCCCGUUCUAAGCGGCCUCAUCGACGACAAAAGUUGGCGCGUUCGUUUCAUGGUAGCGGAAAAACUUACAGAGAUCCAAGAAGCUGUUGGUGAAGAUAUGACUAUGACUGAACUUGUGCCUGCUUUUACAAACCUUCUGAAAGAUCCAGAGGGCGAAGUUCGUGGUGCAGCUGCGCAAAAACUAAACACGUUCUGUGCAAAUUUGAAGAGAAGCGCAAGAGAGACUGCAAUUCUGAACAAUAUUCUACCUGUAGUGAAGGACUUAGUCAUCGAUCCUAAUCAGCAUGUUAAGACUGAACUUGCCGGUGUGAUCAUGGGUCUCGCACCACUCGUUGGAAAAGAGAAUACGAUAUCACAACUUCUGCCAAUUUACAUGCAGCUGUUGAAAGACAGCACUGCAGAAGUCCGCCUCAACAUUAUUAGCAGUCUUGACAAGGUGAAUGACGUGAUCGGAGCCUCGCAGCUGUCACAGUCUCUUCUUCCGGCUAUUGUUGAGCUUGCUGAAGAUGGGAAAUGGCGUGUCAGACUAGCUAUUGUUCAGUUUAUGCCUCUUCUUGCUGCACAACUGGGACAGGAAUUUUUCGACGAGAAAAUGCUUCCACUCUGUCUAAAUUGGUUGUGUGACCAUGUAUAUGCCAUUCGUGAAGCUACCACUUCGAUCCUCACUGAACUUGCAAAGAAAUUCGGCUGCGAUUGGGCUUCGAAAAACAUCAUGCCCAAGUUGCUUACGAUGUCCAAAGAUCUCAACUAUCUGCAUCGUAUGACCUGCCUUUUUUGUCUUAAUUCACUUGCGGAAGCUGUUGGACCGCAGCAAACUGCGAAGGAGAUUAUGCCAAUCAUUAAAGAGUUGAGCGAAGAUAAUGUGCCAAACGUGCGCUUUGGUGUGGCCAAGGGUCUUAUGAAAAUUGGAAAAGUGGUCGAUGCAAGCGUUUUGCAAAACGAAAUCAAGCCAAUACUGAUGAAUUUAAUGAACGAUGCCGAUUUCGAUGUACGAUACUUCGCCGAAGAAACGAAGAAUGGUACUCUUCAUCGGCAGAUCCAGUACCGGGCAAUAUUUGGGUCAUCAUUCUACUCUGGAAAAGUAAAUUGCGCAAUCGGUCUGCGCGUUCUCAUUAGUGAACUUCAUUGA